AUGCUAUCACUAUGGCGAGCAACACUUCCCUGCUGGAAGUACCAUCGUCAAGUCCGAGGACGGGAGGAUGUGGAAAACCUGCAGGAAGAGAAUCGGCGACUCCGGAAGCAGAACCUGAACCUCGAACGCAAGUUGCAGGCGUCCCAGGAGCGCGAGUGGGAUGCUGAACAAGAUUACCAGCAUGAAAAGGAGAAAAGGAAGUCUGCCGACAAAGCGCUGAAAACAUGCAUGGAGCAGCUGAACCGUUGCAAGAUAUCGUUCAAACGGGUGACGGCGGGUACUCUCGACAGAAUUGGGGUGUCGCGGAGGAGGAAGGAUUCUGCUUCUGAUAGCAGCAGUGUCUACUCUGGCGACGAUAGCAGCAGUGUCUACUCUGGUGAUGAUAGCGGCAGUGAGGUUGUCAUUUUUUAG
Ramularia collo-cygni is the source of this 411-nucleotide messenger RNA. RefSeq lists its product as uncharacterized. Bases 1 to 411 code for a protein of 136 amino acids. NCBI's taxonomy places the organism in Eukaryota, Fungi, Ascomycota, Dothideomycetes, Mycosphaerellales, Mycosphaerellaceae. The transcript has a single exon. The record is from RefSeq and is a predicted model, not a curated record.